CCUCUUAGAAACGCCUCAUUGGAUGACCUAUCUGAUAUUCCUCUCUUCCAUUUAUUUAAUGAAGGCCAUCCCAACCCAAUUCUUCAGUUGUAAGACUAGAAGUAUAUUGAUGGGCAGUAUAAAAGGAACAUGUAAGAAGAAUGUGAUAUUAAAGGCAUGGCAAUCAAUAGGAGGUGGAGGUGGCAAUAGCAAUAUGAGGUCAUUACUACUGAAUAAGGGUACUUCAAAUUCAUUUUCACAAAAUGUGAAGGGUAAAAAAUUAAAAACCCCAAAUGGUUAUUUUUCAGUUUAUGUUGGACCUCAAAGACAAAGGUGUUUUGUGAAGACCAAGUUUGCUAACCAUCCAUUAUUCAAGAUGUUACUAGAUGAAGCAGAGGUGGAAUAUGGGUUUCAAAAUGAUGGCCCUAUUAGGCUUCCAUGUAAUGUUGAUUUGUUCUAUAAAGUAUUGGCUGAGAUGAAUAAUUUUGAGGAAGAGGGUCACAUUAAUGAGGCUAAGGGAUUUUCUUGUUUUUGUUCUUCCAAACCCAGCAUCUAUUCUUUGUUAUAUGAAUAAGGGUCAUGGAUAGAUUUGGAAAUGUUGAAAAUAAAGCAAUUUCAAUAGGGUUUUGUAAGUUUGCAAUGUGUAGUUAAUUUAGUGUUUGUUGAGUUAUUUUGACUUGUAAACCGAAAGUGAAAACACUCAUAUGCACCUAACUAAACACUUGAGCACAUUUGAGUAUGCAACACAUUUAAAACUCUUAAAGGAGA
Messenger RNA from Trifolium pratense (red clover), 747 nucleotides. RefSeq lists its product as uncharacterized. The transcript is spliced from 2 exons. Bases 23 to 553 code for a protein of 176 amino acids. The record is from RefSeq and is a predicted model, not a curated record. Lineage: Eukaryota; Viridiplantae; Streptophyta; Magnoliopsida; Fabales; Fabaceae. Gene Ontology annotation, biological process: response to auxin.